Dipodomys spectabilis (banner-tailed kangaroo rat) is the source of this 1122-nucleotide messenger RNA. RefSeq names its product proline-rich protein HaeIII subfamily 1-like. Bases 1 to 1122 code for a protein of 373 amino acids. The record is from RefSeq and is a predicted model, not a curated record. The transcript is spliced from 3 exons. Lineage: Eukaryota; Metazoa; Chordata; Mammalia; Rodentia; Heteromyidae.
AUGGAAAUAUGGAGGACUGUGAUUUUAGGACAGCCAGGAGAAAAAGUUAAUGAGACCCUCAUCACUGUUAAUGAGCUGCUCAUCAGCCAUUACCUGAGGACGACUCCUCUGCCUGUCGCUGGAUCUUACCAGCUUGAGAAGCCCCACGGGGCCCACAGCCGAGCCCCGGCUGGGGAGGGCGCCGGCGGCCACGGUCUCGGGUUCCCGGAUUUCAGCGGAGGCCAGGCUCCGGCGGGCGAGGCAGGUGGGGGUCAGGGCCAGGCUCCUGCACGUCCACCCGGACACGUGUGGACGCCCCACCGCAAGAAGGCCGACGGCAGGUCCCAAGGGCUCGCGGGGAAGCCCCCGCCGGGCCCACCCCGGCAGAGGCCCGCGGGAGGGCGCCUGGCGGGACGCAGCCGGGAUCAGGGCUGGGCUGGGGGCCAGCGGCCCCGCGGGAUGGAGCCCCGGCCCCCGGGUGGAGCCCCGGCCCCGCGGGGUGGAGCCCCGGCCCCCGGGAUGGAGCCCCGGCCCCCGGGAUGGAGCCCCGGCCCCGCGGGAUGGAGCCCGGGCCCCGCGGGAUGGAGCCCCGGCCCCCGGGAUGGAGCCCCGGCCGCGGGGUGGAGCCCCGGCCCCCGGGAUGGAGCCCCGGCCCCCGGGAUGGAGCCCCGGCCCCCGGGAUGGAGCCCCGGCCCCGCGGGAUGGAGCCCCGGCCCCCGGGAUGGAGCCCGGAUGGAGCCCGGGCCCCGUGGGAUGGAGCCCCGGCCCCCGGGAUGGAGCCCCGGCCGCGGGGUGGAGCCCCGGCCCCGCAGGAUGGAGCCCCGGCCCCCGGGAUGGAGCCCCGGCCCCCGGGAUGGAGCCCCGGCCCCGCGGGAUGGAGCCCCGGCCCCGCGGGAUGGAGCCCCGGCCCCGCGGGAUGGAGCCCCGGCCCCCGGGAUGGAGCCCGGAUGGAGCCCCGGCCCCCGGGAUGGAGCCCGGAUGGAGCCCGGGCCCCGCGGGGAGCGGCCGAGUUACCGGAAAGAAAAGGCGGCCCCGCAGGGCGGCGCCGGGGAGGGCGGACUCCGGGGGGCCGGUUCCGGGGGUUCUCCAGUGCUCAGCCGCCACCUGCGGGCCGCGGCCCUGGGCCGGGCACCCACGUCCUGA